Messenger RNA from Talaromyces marneffei, 570 nucleotides. RefSeq lists its product as uncharacterized. Gene Ontology annotation, biological process: mitochondrial translation. The record is from RefSeq and is a predicted model, not a curated record. Gene Ontology annotation, cellular component: mitochondrial large ribosomal subunit. Bases 1 to 570 code for a protein of 189 amino acids. The transcript has a single exon. NCBI's taxonomy places the organism in Eukaryota, Fungi, Ascomycota, Eurotiomycetes, Eurotiales, Trichocomaceae. Gene Ontology annotation, molecular function: structural constituent of ribosome.
AUGUCGCUCAACACCUCCUUUCGCCGUGCUACAUCCAGCGCCGGCCCCUCCAAGACUCUCCUCAAAUCCACAUCCUCAACAUCUCCAUCAACAUACAUCUGCACUCAAUGCAGACACGCAAGUCUGCUCCGCCGCCCUAAACGACCCUACACAUUCACGCAACUCAUCGCCCUCUCAGACGGAAGCACAUUCGUGCACCGCACCACCUCUCCAACACCCGUCUACCGCUCAACCCGUGAUACACGCAACUCCCUACUCUGGAAUCCGACAAGUAAGAAACUAUUGACCGUCGAGGACGACGAGGCUGGGCGGCUGGCUGCUUUCCGUGCGAAGUUCGGAAGGAGUUUUGAUGCCGUUGGGACCGCUGCGGAGGAGGCCGCUGCUGCUGCUGGAGGAGCACCCAAACCGACGGGCCAGAAUAUUGAGAUGAAACAAGCGCAAGAUGCGGCGGCGGACGCUGCGGCUGAAAAGGCAAUUGCGCAGGAGGAGGCAGAGUUACAGGAAGAGGAGGAUAGUUUGUUGGAUUUGAUUAGUUCGUUUGGGCAGGAGGAGAAUGGGAAGAAGAAAUAG